AUGAGGAAUGCCGUGAGUCGUAAUUUGUUCAAAGGAUUUAAAAUCAAGAAUGAUGGCACGGGUAUUUCUCAUCUUCAAUAUGCGGAUGAUACUUUAUGCAUAGGGGAAGCUUCGGUGGAUAAUCUUUGGACGCUUAAGGCGUUGUUGAGGGGUUUUGAGAUGGCUUCGGGUCUUAAAGUUAAUUUUUAUAAGAGUUGUUUGAUGGGAAUUAAUGUGCCUUCGGAGUUUAUGACCAUGGCUUGUGAUUUUUUGAAUUGUAGUGAAGGGGUGGUGCCGUUCAAGUAUUUGGGGUUGCCGGUGGGAGCGAACUCAUUUAAGCUUGUGACAUGGGAGCCUCUUUUGGAGCAAUUAUCCCGGAAACUUCAUUCGUGGGGUAAUAAGUAUGUGAGUCUUGGGGGUCGAAUAGUACUUCUUAAUGCGGUGAUUAAUUCGAUUCCCAUCUUUUAUUUAUCCUUUUUAAAGAUGCCAAACAAGGUUUGGAGGAAGAUUGUUAAAAUUCAAUGUGAUUUUUUGUGGGGCGGAGCGAGGGGGGGAAAGAAGCUUUGUUGGGUUAAGUGGAGGGUUGUUUGUCAACCAAGGAGCAAGGGUGGAUUAGGGGUGAGGGAUAUAAGAGUGGUAAAUUUGAGUUUGUUGGCAAAGUGGCGGUGGAGAGUGCUUCAAGGCGAGGAGGGGUUGUGGAAAGAGGUUCUUAUUGAGAAGUAUGGCACUCGAGUGUGUAAUUUGUUGGUGGAAGAUGAUGGUUCUUGGCCGAGCUACAUAUCUAGAUGGUGGAAGGAUGUUGCUUUUUUGGAGGAUGAGGGUGGGGAGAGGUGGUUUAAUGCGGAGGUUGUCAGGAAAGUGGGGUGUGGAAAUUCAACUAGCUUUUGGAAGGAUCCUUGGAGGGGGGAUAUUCCGUUUAGCCGGAAAUACCCAAGACUUUUUGCGAUCUCAAACAAUAAAGAGACUUUGGUGGAGGAGUGUAGGCAAAUGAAUGGAGUGGGAGGGGGAUGGAUUUUCGAGUGGCAUAGGCCUCUUUUUGUUUGGGAGGAAGAACUUCUCAUUAGUCUGAAGGAGGAUUUGGAGGGGCAUAGGUGGGUGAAUGAUCCGGAUAGGUGGGUUAAGUCUUGCUAUGGCAAGUUGGAGAGGUUAUUGGGGGGUGAGGUGGAGUGGAGUUUGGAGGAGUUGAGAGUUUUGGAGUCUAUUUGGAAUAGUAAAGCCCCUUUGAAAGUGAUAGCUUUCUCUUGGAAACUUGAUGAGUCAUUAUUAUAUCUAUUUUAUCCAUAA
This is a messenger RNA of Medicago truncatula (barrel medic), 1263 nucleotides long. RefSeq lists its product as uncharacterized. The transcript has a single exon. The coding region runs from base 1 to 1263 and encodes 420 amino acids. NCBI's taxonomy places the organism in Eukaryota, Viridiplantae, Streptophyta, Magnoliopsida, Fabales, Fabaceae. The record is from RefSeq and is a predicted model, not a curated record.